Messenger RNA from Drosophila grimshawi, 3006 nucleotides. Its product is annotated as UPF0472 protein C16orf72 homolog. Bases 648 to 1469 code for a protein of 273 amino acids. The record is from RefSeq and is a predicted model, not a curated record. Lineage: Eukaryota; Metazoa; Arthropoda; Insecta; Diptera; Drosophilidae. The transcript is spliced from 5 exons.
AGUACAUCGCCAAUUGGCCACAUCUCUAGCUUAGUUAAUUUUUUGUGGUGGUUACUAUGCAAAUGUGCUGUGCGCUGCUGUUUUUUUUUAAACAAUUUGUCACAUUGAUAUAUAUAGUAUCCAAAUUUCUCAGUCUUAGUUAAUUUUGUUAAGCAACGGGCGUGUAUCUUCUUCCAUUGCCGGAGCAUUAAAGCAGAACACAAAAAAAAAGAAGAAAAAUACGGACACUCGCACACACACACAGAUACCAACGCUACAUUCAAAGACGCACACACGCCAAGCGUGCGUGUGAGUUUGGUGUGUGUGUGUAAUGUAUAGUGUGUGAGUGUUGGUGUGUGUGCGUGUGUGUGUGUGCCAGUGUCAGUGCGUGCUGCUGUCGUUGCAGAGAGGAAGCAGCUGGCAAAGACAGGCGACACGGAAAAAGGAGAAGCAGCCUUAGAAGAAGCAGCAGCAGCAGUUUGCAUCAGGAAUAUUGCAACAGCAAAAUCAACAUCAGCAGCAGUAGCAGCAGCAGCAGCGGCGAAUAGAAGCAAAGUUUCAUAUACAUAAAACAGCAGCAGUAACAGCAACAACAACAAAAACAGCAGCAACGACAACAACAAAAGCAAGCAGAAACAACACAACAAAGGUGUUGGCUGCCCCACAAAAUGCAGCAGCAACAAGAAUCGGGGGGCGAGGAGAGCUGGCUGGAGGAGCAGUGCCAUCAUGAAAUCAACGGUCAGAACGAUGAAUACGAGCGCGAGUUUGUGCGUCAGCGCGACAACAACUUGAGCACAGUCUGGGGCGCAUUCCAGGACUCGGCGACUGCCGUUGCCCAGCUCUAUCGCGAGCGCUCAUCCAACACAGACACUGGAGCGAUGUGGCUUCCUUUUCAGACAGCAGCUGGCACUGUGACAACACUCUACAAAGAAUCAUGUGAUGGUCUCAAACGCACCAGCGACGCUGCCAUUCAAUGUGGCUACCAAAGACGCACACGCGAACUGGCUGAUUGGGCGCGCAGCAAAAAACGCCGAAUGAUACGACGAGAGGAUUUGCUGGCAUAUUUAGCUGGAAAACCGCUGCCAACACAAUCAACGAAUCCACAUGCCAAUCGUCGCUCGCCGAAGCCAGAGCAUCAUGUUCAUCAUCAAGUUAGUGGAGGCGCCAAUUGUGGCACUGGCUCGGCGAUAGGCUUUGCCAACAACGGACUGAGCAUGAUGCCACCCACAGCAGCCGGCGGACAGCCAAUGCAUUUGCUAAACACCGCCAGCGGUCAGGCGGCGAUGGUGGGCGCCACAGGCGCCACUGGCGGCAUCGUCGGUGAUGAUUUACACACUUUCAAGGAGGCCUUAGUUUUGCGUCCCCGUGGACCAGAGCUAUUUGCAUUUGUUGCCAACGAAAUAGCGCGCCACUGCAAGCGUCCCGGUAGUCCCAUAGAUGAUAAAAUGGACAUUUGCCACUACAGCAGUAAACGUCAGCGCUUUAUGUAAAGCAAGCCGAGCUGCACUCAAUCAGCGAAGGAAAGCAAGCAGUGUGUACAUACCCAUUCACGCACUCACUCACUCAUUCACUCAGCCACACAUACACUCAUCCGGAAAGCAAAUACAAAAAAACUCUUCCCGCUUAAUGGGCAACAGCAGCAGUAGAAGCAGCAGCAACAUCAGCAGCAGCAACAACUUCAGCAGCAGCAACAACAUCAGCAACAGCAGCAGUAGAAGCAGCAGCAACAUCAAAAUCAGCAGCAGCAACAACAUCGGCAACAUCAACAGCAGCAACAACAUCAACAACAUCAGCAGCAGCAGCUGCCACAGCAGCAACGAUCUUGACAACAAACAGAAGACGACUCAAGUUACCGCUUAGCACUGGCAAAAGUGUUGCAUCGAGUUGGUGUCAGUAAUAGUAGUAUACGGUUUAAAUGUGUUUAAGCCAUUUCAUAUUGCUUGCGUCCUUGCUAUGCCGAACUCAACACACGAAAGGCGCAUCCUGUUGUAAACACACACACACACACACAGAAAUACACCCCAUUAUUAUUAGUCUAAAUAACUGGAAAAAUAAUAUAAAAAACCAUCAUAAGUUAAGAUUAGUUACUUAUUGAGAGUAAAAAAGCUUUUGUUGCAAAUUUAAAGUCAAAAUGAACAUAACAAAAAGUGUUUAUACUUAGCCUGGUAUGUCUCAACUACAUACACUCAUACCCAUACACACACACACACACUCACACUCACACACACACAUACACAUACACAAAAUUGUUAUAUGUAGACUUUAAUGAAUUUAAAAAAAAAUAAAAAAAAAUAAUGAUAAUGAAAAUGAAAAUGAAAAAUAAACCACUCUCCCAUUUGGCAUAAGACAGUAGACGUAAUACAAAGCGAUUUAUGCACGUAUUCAAACCGUUAUGUAGCAAAUGUUGUAAAUUAUAUUUGACAAAUCUACAAAUCAGAUACUGUUCUAAGCCAAAAGAUGUAAUGUAAAUACAGAAAUGAAAUGAAAAGAGCAAGACAGAAGGCGAAAUAGUUUGAGCACAACCAAAACGGGUUAAAUGUUGCAUGUGCCACUAACGAAGAACUUAAACUAAACCCUUAUUAGAUGUUUACAUUAUAUGUAUAUGUAUAUCAGAUAUUCAUCUAUAUCAUACAGACCACGCCAUCGAAACGCUUCCCAAUUUUUCGAGACACAAAUCAAAACAUACAGAGAAAAAAAUAACGCAAAACUAAAACUAAAACAAAGCAAAAACUGAAUGCAAAAUGAUUAAAUAAUAACUCACGGUACAUUUGCAUGGAUAUUUGAUCUUGGCAACAACCUUCCGUAUUUGUAGCUAGCCAGGUAAUACAUCUAUUUAUUCGUAUAGAACCUAUAUAUGUAUAUGAUUAGCAUAUGAUGAUCAAGUUGAGAAAAUUAAAAACACAAAAAAUACAACAAAUUACAUGUAUUGAAGCAAAGUCCUAUGAAAUCUUGAGUUGUAAUAAAUGUAACAACUAUGCUAAAAUACACAAUAUACAUAAAAAAAUAAAAAUAAAAAACAAAAGAACA